AUGAGCACCAGCCCCCGCAAAGGCUCCUGCCUGUGCCGCGCGAUCGAGUUCGAGCUCCACGACGCGAGCACGGCAGGCGUGCUGUGCUACUGCACAAACUGCCGCAAGACGACGUCUGACCGCUUAAGGUCAUACAACAUCGCGACCAAGCCCGACGCGGUAGUGGUGACGAAGGGCUCGCCGUCCGUGUACCACGACACGACAACCAAGUCUGCCCUGCCCAUGGCGCGGUACUUCUGCGGGAGCUGCGGCUCGCCGCUGUGGUCGGACCCGCAAUCGGCCCCAGGCGCGAGAUACGUCAAGGUCGGCGCGCUCGACGACGCGCCCGAGGUCAAGCUCGCGGCCGAGGUGUUUGUCGAUUACGCGCUGGCGCAUGAGCCGAUUCCGAAGGAACAGUUUGGGCAGAGGCACUUUGAUAGUAACAAGAACGCCGUGUGA
Vanrija pseudolonga is the source of this 438-nucleotide messenger RNA. RefSeq lists its product as uncharacterized. NCBI's taxonomy places the organism in Eukaryota, Fungi, Basidiomycota, Tremellomycetes, Trichosporonales, Trichosporonaceae. The coding region runs from base 1 to 438 and encodes 145 amino acids. The transcript has 6 exons. The record is from RefSeq and is a predicted model, not a curated record. Gene Ontology annotation, molecular function: carbon-sulfur lyase activity.